Messenger RNA from Clonostachys rhizophaga, 1332 nucleotides. The record is from the annotation of a GenBank genome assembly. Lineage: Eukaryota; Fungi; Ascomycota; Sordariomycetes; Hypocreales; Bionectriaceae.
AUGCCUGAAAAAAGGAGUGCCGGGUCACAAUUUGUCGGAUCCUUGACUACGAUCGCAGCCAUGAAGAUUCCUGAGAACCUCACAAAAUUGCAAAAUGAAACCUCCUCAAGAAAUGCACUCAGUCUAGUACAGCUGAUCAGCCAAGUAAAAUGGCAGAUACUAGGCGUCCUAUUGAUCACCUUCAUUACCUACCACUACAUCACCAACAGACCGCCUCGCGUCCCCAUUGUCCUCGAGAAAGAAAUCCCAAACAAGCUCGAACGACAAUCCGCUUUCUUCUUCAAUACCUUCAAUGUUCUUCAGAAAGGCUACAAGGAGUUUGGCGACAGGAUUUGGGGCAUCGACACGAACCAAGGACUGCGACUCGUCUUGCCGUUGCGUUACCUAGAUGAGUUAAAGAGCCAUCCUGCGAUCAAUUUCGCUGACUCGAUUAGUCGCCAUGCAUUGAUUGAGCACACUGGCCUUGGAGGACCCCCGGCAGCAGCUGUGCACAUCUUCAAGGCGAAGCUCAACCCUACCUUGUCAGAGUACCUGCCGGUUUUCCACGACAUCAUCAAACGUGAACUGCCACUCGCCUUUCCGCAAAAUGAAGACUGGACCGACGCCGAAGGGAGCAAGGACGAGCACUGGCUGGAGCUUUCGCAAGCAUACGUUUCGACUGUCCUCGAUUACCUUCAAAAGCUGAAGCGGUGGCCCGAGUUUUCACUUCCUCUUGUCAAAUUGAUUCUGCCCGAGAGAGCAAAGUUCUUGUAUGAUCUUGCUGUACGUUCGGAGGAUAUUCCCGAACUGCGAGAGGAAAUCCGCCAAGUCUAUGCGGGCUGCGAGGGGGCCUUCACGAAGAAGUCCCUCGGCGAGCUGAAGAAGUUGGACAGCUGGAUGAGAGAAAGCCAGAGACUGUGUCUCUCGGUGUCCACCACUUUCCAGCGCAUUGCAACAAAGCGAUUUCGUCUCUCGGAAGGCCUGUAUAUUCCCAAGGGUACCCGACUGGAGGUCGCGGCCACAAGCGUCCACGUCGACGAGGCAUUCUACGAGGACCCGGAGGUUUUCGACGGGCAGCGUUCCUUCAAAUUGCGACAGGGAGAAUCGCAGGCAAUGAAGCAUCAGUACAUCAGCACCGGUAGGACCGAUCUUCGAUGGGGCUACGGUCGACACGCGUGUCCGGGAAGGUUUCUGGCGGAUGCCGAGAUGAAGAUGCCGCUGUCGGAGCUGUUGCUGCACUUCGAUGUUAAGAAUCCCGAGGGGCAGGGAAGACAUGCGAACAUUGCCUUUGACAAUAAUGUCAUGCCCGACCCUACAAAGACCGUCAUGGUGAAUUCGGUGAAGGGGUGGUAG